Messenger RNA from Sclerotinia sclerotiorum 1980 UF-70, 1557 nucleotides. RefSeq lists its product as hypothetical. The record is from RefSeq and is a predicted model, not a curated record. Lineage: Eukaryota; Fungi; Ascomycota; Leotiomycetes; Helotiales; Sclerotiniaceae. The transcript is spliced from 4 exons. Bases 1 to 1557 code for a protein of 518 amino acids. Gene Ontology annotation, molecular function: ATP binding; protein kinase activity. Gene Ontology annotation, biological process: protein phosphorylation.
AUGUCGGACGGUAUUGGUUCGGUGCGCACAUUGAAGAGGAAGAAUGUAAAAGGUCUGGCAUUGAAUGCACCCCCACCUCGGGCUGCAGCACCAUCCGAGGGCGAUUUACAGAUUCCUGGUGGAAAUAGCAAUGAAAGUAGCAGGCAGACUGCACAGUUAGAAAUUGGAAUCGAAUACAAGUUAGAUUUGAAGAGAGAGGAUCUAGAAGUAUUGAAAGAUCUCGGUCAUGGAAAUGGAGGAACCGUCAGCAAAGUUAGACAUAUGGCUACAGGCACGGUAAUGGCAAGAAAGGUUAUUCAUGUCGAAGCUAAGAAGGAAAUGCGUCGUCGAAUCGUUCGAGAACUACAAAUUAUGUACGACUGCAAUUCGGAAUAUAUCGUCAACUUUUAUGGUGCAUUUUUGAGCGAUAACAAUGAUGUUAUUAUGUGUAUGGAAUAUAUGGAUGUUGGGUCUUUAGAUAGAAUCUCUACACAUUUCGGUCCAGUUCGAGUCGAUGUUCUAGGAAAGAUCGCAGAAGCUACCCUGGGAGGUCUCACAUAUCUUUACAUCAAACAUCAUAUCAUGCAUCGAGAUAUCAAACCAUCCAAUAUCUUGGUAAAUUCAAAGGGUCAGAUUAAGCUAUGUGAUUUUGGAGUUUCAGGAGAGUUGGUCAACUCAGUGGCAGAUACCUUUGUUGGAACAUCGACAUACAUGGCGCCAGAACGAAUUCAAGGACAAAAGUACACUGUAAAAUCUGAUGUAUGGAGUUUUGGUCUGGCCAUUAUGGAGCUGGCGAUUGGAAAAUUUCCUUUUGAUGCUAGUGAGCACUUAUCUGAUGGGGAUGGUGCACCAUCUGGUAUUCUUGAUCUUCUCCAACAAAUCGUUUAUGAGCCUGCGCCAAGACUACCAAAAAGCGAAGCUUUCCCUCAAAUUCUUGAAGAUAUGAUCCAGAAAUGCAUGUCCAAGACACCAGAAGAGAGACCCACACCUCAAGAGCUUUAUGAGCGUGAACCUUUCGUCCAAGCUGCCAAGCGAACCCCCGUAGAUCUCCGGGAGUGGGCUGUUAGUAUGUUAGAGAGAGACAACCGCAAGUCACAUCUUGCACCUCAGUUAUCGCCAGCUAGUAGAGAUGUUUUACGCGGCGACGAUUCACCAAAUGCCUCGCAAACCCCUACAUCUGGAGAUAUUCCCAUAAAAAAUGCUGAUAUACGUUCGACGAUAACUUCUCCGCAACACACCGAAAACCACCACCAAAGAUCUCGUUCUCCUACCAAGAACGGCAGUAUUUCCGGUCGAGGAAGUGAAAGGUUUCAUCCCGGUCUACCUGUAAGAGGCAGCACCACCAAUUCGAUACCAAAGCUUGCCGCGUUGAAUGCACCAGACCCACACGAUGGCAAUGGUUCCUCAACUGGACCAAAUUUCAACACGACUCUUCCAAUGCGUCCAGCUCCAGCAGGACCCUUACCACCACCACCACCUAGAAAGCAAUCCGAAGAUAACAGCCAUAAGGAAAGUCGACGCCAAGCAACCUUUGGCAAUGGCUUAUACGGUUCGGGCUAUGCGGCCCAAGGUGCAUAA